GCGGCCUCGGCCUAUGUGACUGGGCGGCGCCGGCUAGGCCUCCGUCUGGAGAGGAUUCAAGAUGACCAACGAAGAACCUCUUCCCAAAAAGGUUCGACUGAGUGAAACAGACUUCAAAGUUAUGGCACGAGAUGAGUUAAUUCUAAGAUGGAAACAAUAUGAAGCAUAUGUCCAAGCUUUGGAGGGCAAAUACACUGAUCUUAAUUCUAAUGAUGUAACUGGGUUAAGAGAGUCUGAAGAAAAACUAAAGCAGCAACAACAAGAGUCUGCCCGCAGGGAAAACAUCCUUGUAAUGCGACUAGCUACCAAGGAACAAGAGAUGCAAGAGUGUACUGUAAGUAUUUCAAGUGUUUUAAGUCUUUUUGAGAAAUUGGCUUUUAAUGAACCUUGUGUUUCAGCUUUUUCCUCCCCCUCCCCUUGCUUCAGAGGCCUGAUGGCGUCGGACUAUUCCGAAGAAGUGGCCACCUCCGAAAAAUUCCCCUUCUAGAACAUGUAGACACUUGAGAAAUGUUUCUGUUUGAAGAAAAUAGAGGGAGAAACAGAAGUCUUAAGUCUGUGGCACACUGUGUCUUCAGACAGUUUGGAGGAAUGAAAACCUAGAGAUUUAAAAUCAUGAAUUGAACAUGUAAAAUUCCAGUAAAAUGUAAAAAUGGAAUAUGCAUCGCUCUUAACCUUGAGCAUAGUGACUUAGAGACACUGUAUAUCAGUUUUGCCAAUAAGACUGUGGACUUCGUGAUUGUUGUUGAACUUCUGGGUCAAAACUCAACUGAGGUGAAUUUUGCCUUUAAAGAGCUUUAUUUGCUAAGAACCAACUUAAUAGUUGUGAGAGAAUCAAAUAGAUGUCAGUACAAGUAGUUCAUAUAUUUAACCAUUUAGUUUGGGGCUCUGUAUUACUUGAUUGAGCCUUAAAUCAAUGUGGUUUUAAUCAAUGGUUUGUUCUUUGAAUGGUUGCUAAUGCUGUAGAUAAUCUUACUGAGGACUGUACAAACAUAAAGGUGUGGUAUCAAACCUCAGGUUGAAACUGUUUGAAGCAUUAUGAACAUUCAUUUCACUACUAGAUUGUAUAAGGAUAUUGGCUGUGAUGAGAGACUCACUGCAUUAUUUUUUUCAGUAGUGAAAUUAAAUCCCCAUUCCAUUCAACAGGCACAUGUUGAAAGAGCAUUGUCGUUGGUGUUAAUGGGGGAAUGUGUUUCCUUCAUUGUAUUUGGGCUUUUUGUAUUGCACUCUUGAUAUUAAAUUAAAUGUGCCUUGAAGUA
Molecule: messenger RNA, 1256 nt
Organism: Suricata suricatta (meerkat)
Lineage: Eukaryota; Metazoa; Chordata; Mammalia; Carnivora; Herpestidae
Product: pre-mRNA-splicing regulator WTAP-like
Exons: 6
Coding region: 62-487 (141 amino acids)
Biological process (GO): regulation of alternative mRNA splicing, via spliceosome
Cellular component (GO): nucleus
Source: RefSeq, a predicted model, not a curated record